GUUUUACGGAAAGCAUUUGUUAGGUUUGCUUUUGUUACAAUAACUCACCUUUAAUUGGCUACCAAAAUGUCCGGCUUGGAGUCGUAUAUCAAUCACACCGUGUCCAUAAUCACGGCAGAUGGUCGCAACUUCAUAGGAACGCUGAAAGGCUUCGAUCAGACGAUAAACAUCAUCAUCGAUGAGUGCCAUGAACGCGUCUUCUCAACAACGGCGGGCAUCGAGCAAAUUGUGCUCGGCCUGCACAUAAUCCGUGGCGACAACAUCGCCGUCAUUGGCCUCGUAGAUGACACAGUGGACGCCCGCCUGGACUUGGCCAAUAUACGCGGCGAGCCACUGGGACCAGUUGUCCACUGAUUAGAAUCGGACAUAGUUUUAAGUUCUACAAGUAAAUAAAUAAAAAUCGAUAAAAUAGCAA
Messenger RNA from Drosophila grimshawi, 415 nucleotides. RefSeq names its product U6 snRNA-associated Sm-like protein LSm8. Gene Ontology annotation, cellular component: U6 snRNP; precatalytic spliceosome; U4/U6 x U5 tri-snRNP complex. The record is from RefSeq and is a predicted model, not a curated record. Gene Ontology annotation, molecular function: RNA binding. Gene Ontology annotation, biological process: mRNA splicing, via spliceosome. The transcript has a single exon. The coding region runs from base 67 to 354 and encodes 95 amino acids. NCBI's taxonomy places the organism in Eukaryota, Metazoa, Arthropoda, Insecta, Diptera, Drosophilidae.